AUGGCGGAAUUCACAUAUGACAAAGACAAUGGGCACACGUUCGACGCAUGGUUCUCCCGCUAUACUGAUAUUUUUGACAAAUACGCUGGAAAACUGGAUGACGCUUCAAAGGUACGACUUUUGCUACGAAAAAUGAGCCCACAAGACCACGAGCGUUACAACAGCUUCAUACUACCAAAGCUUGCUCGUGAGUACACCUUCGUUGAAACCGUCGAGAAGUUGAAAGCGCUGUUUGAAGCCACAGUGUCCACUUUUCGCCGGCGUUACAAUUGCCUCCAGACAACCAAGGAGGAUGGUGAAGAUUAUCUCGCCUACUCGUGCAAGGCAAACAAAUCCUGUGCUGACUUUAAACUUUCGGAGCUGACAGAGGAGCAGUUUAAAUGCCUCAUUUACGUCUGCGGUCUCCAAUCAAACAAGGAGGCAGAGAUCCGAAUGCGGCUCAUCAAUAAACUCAAUGAAACAGUAGAUAUUACCCUUCAGCAAGUCAUUGAGCAGUGCAACAACCUUGUGAACUUAAAGCAGGAUACCGUGCUGGUGGAGAACCCGUCCACAGUUAAUUAUGUGACACACAAGCGAUUGUCGAAUGAAACGCACCAAUCAACCAGUGCUAGCAGCGAUCGUGAGCAGCCACGGACUCCUUGCUGGUCGUGCGGCGGAAUGCAUUUCAAAAAGGACUGCCGAUUUCGCGACCACUUUUGCAGAGAUUGCGGUAAACAAGGUCAUCGUGAGGGCUAUUGCUCCUGUUUUUCGUCAAAACCGUCGGUCAGCACAUCUUUCAAAAAGCUGCCGACAAAGAAAAAGAAGCAACGCGAGCAGUCAGCAAAAACAGUGACAGUGCAGAAAGUCAGCCAAGGUCGGAAAUUCGUUGGUGUGCAGUUGAACAACGUGCCUCUCCGACUGCAACUGGAUACUGGGUCCGAUAUAUCCAUCAUCUCGCAUAAGUCGUGGAUUCGGAUCGGUCGUCCACUGGUUAAACCCGCAUUUUGCCGGGCCAAAACGGCAUCUGGGGAGCCGCUGAAACUCGUCUCGGAGCUGCAAUGCAAUAUUACCCUCAAUGACGUCACCAGAGAGGGCAUUGACAUGAUGGACCUGUUUAAUUUGUGGAAUCAACCAACUACGUCAUUCUGCAAUCACAUCGGCACUCCAAAGCCGCAAGGUAUAGCAGAACUACAGGAUCGGUUUGCCAAUGUUUUUACUCACCAAAUGGGUCAGUGCAACAAGACUCCAGUGCAGCUCGUGCUUAAGGGAAACCCCAAACCAAUGUUUCAUCCAAAACGACCGGUUGCCGAGGAUAAUAAAAAAAGGUCGACUUUUCGGACUGGGCGGCACCCAUUGUCGUCGUGCGAAAACCGAAUGGAACUGUUCGGAUUUGUGCGAAUUUUUCGACUGGUCUAA
This is a messenger RNA of Topomyia yanbarensis, 1395 nucleotides long. RefSeq lists its product as uncharacterized. The coding region runs from base 1 to 1395 and encodes 464 amino acids. The transcript is spliced from 2 exons. NCBI's taxonomy places the organism in Eukaryota, Metazoa, Arthropoda, Insecta, Diptera, Culicidae. The record is from RefSeq and is a predicted model, not a curated record.